AAACACACACACACACCAACCAGGCUUUUCGUCUGUAGCGUUUAUGUGAGUGUGCCGGUGAGUACCCGGCUGUGUAACUUGAUAGGGGGCAGAGAAAGAGAGCGAGAGAGGAGGAAUAAGGGAAUGCUGAGCUGCAAUGGAGCAGAAUACCAUACAGUGGGUAGGCCCUCCUUGCUGCCGGCGAGGCACCUUUGCUUUCUACAAGUCAGUGUGCCACAAGCCGGAGGCUGGGGCCCCUGUUAAGGCCUGGACACUGGGGGAGUUCUACUAUGUUCGCUGUGGCCCCCAGGAGCCCAUUUGCAUUGCAGAGGUCACCCUGUUGUGGGAGGACCAGAAACAGGGCCACCUCCUUGCCAGCUCCAGACUCUACUUUCUCCCGGAGGACACCCCCAAGGGCAGGACUGGGGAGCACGGAGAGGAUGAAGUCCUUGGUUUGGCAAGAAAGGUAAUCAUCAGAGUGGAAGACUUGGUGAACUGGACCUGCCUAGAAACACCUCUGUGGAAAGGAAGUUGUCAAAAGAGCAACGGCAACCACAUACCUGACCGUCCUUUAAGCGAACCACAGGAAGUGAAAACUGAGGAUGCUUCUCCAGCAAAACAGCAGAGAGUGAAGGUGCUGAGUUACCCUCAGUACUGCCGCUUCCGUUCUCUGCAGAAGCGCACCCAGAACCAGACUGGCUCCUCGGGUUUGCAGGAAAGUCACCUGUUGGCUUUAGGAGGACUAAAAUUGGCCCUGGACAACACUCGAGUCAUGUACUGCAGGGACAUUUUCAACCAUCCGACUAUAGGCACCAGCCCAAGUUUAAUAGCUCAGUUUGGAUGCACUUCUCUAAGCCUAAAAGGACGACCACGAAAAAGAAAGGGGCGGGACGGCAGUGUCAGCGAACAGAAUUUCAGUCAAUCCGAUUCAUGGGGAGAGAAAAUGAAGGAACAUUUAAUGGGCGAUAUGGAGAUGGCAUGGGAGGGGUGUUAUCUCCCCCAUCCUGAGGAGCAGCUCUUUCUGGACCGGCUCUUUGUCUUCAUGGAGCGCAGGGGAUCUCCCAUCAGCAAAGUUCCCAAUUUGGGCUUCAAGAAGAUUAAUCUCUUCCGUAUGUACUCCGUUGUGAAAAAGCUGGGUGGUUAUGACACGGUGACAUCUCGGCGCUUGUGGAAAACAGUAUACAAUGAGUUGGGUGGGAGCCCAGGCAGUACGAGUGCUGCCACUUGUACCAGGAGGCAUUAUGAAAAGUUGAUGCUCCCAUAUGAGCGACACAUAAAGGGCGGGAAUCCGGAGCUGAGCAAGCCUAAAGCUACAGUAACUUCAGCUGCAGCCAUCAAGAAACCUGUGCGUGGGAAAGCAGCACAAGGCACCACCAAGAAGAAUAAGGUCACAAGUCAGGCAAUCCCACCAGAUGGCGUGGUGGUGGUUCGAAAAAGAGGAAGACCACCUGGUAAAAGGAAUACUAAAGUCCUGCCUAGGGGCAGAGUUGGAAGACCACCUUUAAUUGCAAAACCCAGCAAGGAGCUGGUAGCAAUUAAAGAAGCAACCAUGCCUGUUUUCCAGCAGAUAAGGGUUUCUCAUCCACCAACACUAAUCGCUCAGAUUCUGCCCCACCAUCCUAAAGUGAACCAACAAGUGAAGAUAGAGCAUGGACCUUCAGCACCUUCUUCACUGUCUGCUCAGCCUCAGCAUAAGCUUCAAAUUGGGGGCUCUUUAGAACGGUUCAGCCCCACUAAAGGCAUGUGUCCUUUGGGUCUCUUAAAGGCUCGUUUAGACCUCAAUGGAGUUGGUGGUCCGGAGAGAACUGCUCAAGACCCUUCGAUCCCCCAUCAGACAGCUCUGCUCAGCCAAACCAAGGCAAGCAGUCCUCAGACGCCAGAGAAUUUCCAGCACCAGUGUUCAGGGUGUGGUUUGGACAAUAUAUCCUGGACUGCAGGCCCCAAAGAUGGCCAGACAACCAGACCACCCCUUCCUCCUCUUAAGAUUCUCCCAUUGGACAUUGACUGUAGUUUGCAGCUGCGCCAACUUAUGCGGACGCGCUUAAACUCGGCACACAUGAAUUCAUUCACCAAACGCCUUUCCGAAGCUCUGGCCCAGGACCUCAGCAAGAGCUACCAACCCAACGGCCAUGCCUUGCCUGUUGCUCAGGACCAGGCCAUCCCGCUCAACCUCAGCAAGAAACCCACCACCAAGAGAUCUUCUGAUGACAUGGAGGUCAGGGAUUCGCAGCACCAAAACUGUGGAGAUUUGCAGGCCAAGAAGGUGAAGAUGGAACCUGAAGAUGACUGUUUGGCUCUGAAAUGGAAUAGAAGCUUGUCGGACGCUCCACUGGUCCAGGAAGAGCCGGCCGACCUGAGUUCACCACGGAGAGUUAGGGCUGUUCUACCGAGCAGGACUAGCUUAGCCUUGGCUGGCUCUGCAGCUACUUACAUACCUCCAAAUGCUAACCUUGUCAUCGCUUCAGGCAAUGUUUUCCCCUCCAGCAUGUUCUCUUUAUCUGUUCCCACUUUGAAAAAGGAGAACGAAGUGAUUCCAGUGGAUCUGAAAUUGGGGGCAGCCCCUGUAUGGAAAACAGAACUUAAGGUAACGCCUGUUUGCCAGAAUUGUGAACCUAAGAGUGAGCAAAUCUCCCAGUCUUUGCCUUACGAGGACUCCAAACUGCAGGACUUUAAAGUUCCCUCUCUUCAAGGGCUUUCUAGCUCGGACUUAUCCAAACCAUCGCAAAGCUGUUGAAAGGCAGGCAUGAGAACAUACAUGUCUGUCUAGAAAUGUCUCUCUGGUAACACUUGUCGUCUCCCCAUCACUCCUUAAUCCUCAUCACAUACACAGACAAACAGCAAUAUUAUGACAACCUCCUUGUUUGUAUACUACCUGUCUUUCUUGUCAGCUUCAGGUUCUCUGCAUACAUGUAUUAUCCUCUUUUCACCCUGUUUUUUAAUGGUCAGGACCCCACAAGACCACCACAGAGCCGUUGUGCCUGUAUACGUGGAUCAAACGUAGCAGUGCUGCUGGAGUUUUAAACUCCAUUUUUAUAUAGAUAUAUGUGUCACCCCUUUUUUCGAGCUGCUGCCGACGCAGGAUUGCCUGAGCGGCUAACGUGUUUGGAGGAAAGCGCAGCGUCUAGGUUCCGAUACAUCCGCUCACAGAUGCCUCGUGCCGCCUUUGAGCAUGAUGGGGAGAAAGUGUCAUUCCCCCCAACCCCCCCACCCACCCAGGGGGAGUAAGACAAAUUUUGCUUUCUCUAGGUGCUGGCAAAACACCAAAUUUUUUACCAUCUCACUGCUGGAUUGAAAAAAGUCCAACAACUAGAAAUAUCCUGCCAACAGCAUCAUGUUUUACAAAGUUUUGUGGACACUAAUAAUGGAACAAAACUACAGGUCGGUGUAGCUAGGUAGAAGGUGUCUAAGAAGGACAAUGAGUGAACCCAUUGUUUAAAAACUCCAGCAGCACUGCCGUAUCUGAUCCACUCAUACCAGUAACACACAGUUACACACUGCCUCCACCAUGUCAGUGCCAGGCACAGCUGAGGAAAAAAAGCCACCUCCCAAAUAAUAGCUGCUAUGUGGUGGUCCUAUGUGGUCCUGACCAUUGAAGAGCAGGGCGAAUGGUGCAUAAUAAAGUGUGGGACUACAAAAGUGCACCUAUACUUUCAGAAGAGCUGAAAAAAUUAGAAUAGUAGAAGGAGGGGGUUAUAAUUUUGUUUACUUGACUGUGUACUUUUUCAUGUUGUUUUGAAAUGGACAAUCAUUCAUCAUUCUUCUGCAGUGCAUUAGAAAUCGCUUGAUUUAUCUAUAAAAAAAAAACACUACUACUGUACUUCACCCCGUGGUUUACCCAAGGACAACCUGACUCAUGCAGUUUGAGUACAUUUAUAUAUAUACACAUAUAUACAUAUAUAUUUUAUAUCCGUAUAACUGACAUGAAGAGACUCAGUCAAUAAAGGUUAUUUAACUUGAUUUGCAGAACUUUUUUUUUUUUCUUUCUUUCUUUUUUUUGGAGAAGAGUUUAAGUAAGUAUGUGGUGCUGUUUCAUUAACAGAGAGCAGGAAUUCUAGAUCAUAAAUACUUUUAAGAUUCACAUUAAGAAGGUGCUUUUUUGAGAUGUCCAUCCGUAACAUAAUGUCCAUAAAGCCCAGUUCCACAGGGAUUGGAAGCCUACUGUAUUUUUCUAUCUAUCUAUAUUUUAUGGUCAAAAAUAUGCUAUUUUAUAUUGAAUAGUUAAUGCUUUAUGUCUAUAGUGUAUCAUUUCUUUUCUCAAUUUCUUGAUUUAUUUGUUGACAUGCCAUCAUGCGAUUGAUCUGGCGUGAUAUUGUUGCAUUUUAAUUUGUCCUCAUGUAUCUAUAUAUAUAUAUAUUUUUUCCCUCUUUGGACUUCUGCCUAUCAAAAGCAAACAGUGGCAGUAGACAUCCAUGCGCUGUUCCUAUUGUCCAUGUUGAUUUUGAUGGCUGUUGAUGAUGUUUAAACUUCAGACUUUGUGCAAGUAGUUGUUCUUUAUGCCUUAUACAGAUUUUACUUAUUCCCAGCUCUACUUUCUCAACUUUUUCUUUCACGGGCAUUGUUUAUAUUGUUAAACUCUAUUAUUGUUGAUGUAUAAUGAAAUAAGGACUGUUUAUAGCCAUCUGUGAGGGCUUGUUUUAGCCAUUUACACUUCAGUAUACAAUUCAGCACCAUGUUUACAGAGACACGGCGGAGGCGUUGACUGUAAGAGGACCACAAAUGGCUUCUCACACACUUUACCUGUCUCUUUCAACGAUAUUCCUUACUGGUUUACAGCAUUAACUCAUCCGGAUGAAUCACAAGCUGAUUGUGAUUAAAUUCAGCAGCACUGUGUAAUGAAUAUGACAUUAAUUAUUGUAUUGUAUCCAGCAGUGUUGGACACUCAAUGUUGUUUUUCUUUUCUUUAACUGUUUCAAGGCCUGUCACGAUAAUAGGGGUGUAUUGUGGUAUUUGCAAUGCUGUAUCGAUUCUCAAAAGUGAUCAAUUUUAAUGAGUAGUUAACAUGUAAAGAGUGAUACAACGCUAGAUACAUGUGUUGUGCUCUGUCCACAGAUCCUCAGUUCUGAUUGGAUAAAAAGUGAACUUUGCUUUGACUCCGAUUUCUGAAUAUAAUGCUAUGUUUUUCAUACCAUGACCAAAAAAAAUCAGGAUAAUAUUGCCUUGCUUGCAGGAUCGUGAUAUAUUGCAAUAUAUCGCAGUAUAUUGAAUCUUAAUAUCUGUAUCGUGGAACAUAUUGCACUCGCAGCUUUUGGUUACUACACAACCCUACACAAUAACAAUUUUUUUGGAUGAUAAUUUGUCACCGGAAUAAUUGAGAUUUAUUUAAGACCGCAUUAUUGCGCUCAUAAAAUGAUAAUGAAUAAUAACGCAGUUAGGCUAUUUUAAAGAGCAGUGAGCCUUUAAAUAUUAAGAAUAUUCAGAAACUGAUAUUGGAAUAUAAGUAGUUUCAACAUCCAAAAUAAUAAAACAUGAAUUCUUUUAUUUUGUUAUUAUUUUUUAAACAAAGUUUACCUACUGAUUCAUUCAAAUUAAUUUUCUCUUCUCUCCAAAUAAACACAUUGGACAAUAUUGAAGUCAGCAAAAAUGAGCAGGAAGUCAUGUCCAUUGAGUGAUAAAUGUGUAUUGUGCAAUAAAUCAGUAAGGUAAUUAUCGUGACAGGCCUAAUUGUUCUCUCUUUUUUUUGUACUUGAAUAAGAUCCCGAUUGCUCUUUCAUUUAGAAGUGAUAAGAGAAAUUAUGUGCCUGGGUUAUCAUUAGACUCACAUUCGGACAGUUUUAUUAUUAUAUGCUUGUAGCUAUUUCACAAAUCUGCCAAAAUUCUUGCUUUGGGGUCAGUAACCUUUUAAAAGAACUAACCAAUAAAUUAUUCUUUUAGAUUUGAUUUGACCCUUAAAAUUGUAUGGACUGACUAUGGAUAUUUCAGCUCGCUGUUUAAAGGAUUGCGUUGCCACCCACCUUCCUCCCCCAUCUGUUCUAGUUUGAAAGGAACCGGACUCUGACAGAAUGUCAUUACAACACUGAAUAUUUAUAAUAAUAAUAAAAAACGUUACUCUGAAA
Messenger RNA from Astyanax mexicanus (Mexican tetra), 6032 nucleotides. Its product is annotated as ARID_ARID5 domain-containing protein. The record is from RefSeq and is a predicted model, not a curated record. NCBI's taxonomy places the organism in Eukaryota, Metazoa, Chordata, Actinopteri, Characiformes, Acestrorhamphidae. Gene Ontology annotation, biological process: regulation of transcription by RNA polymerase II. Gene Ontology annotation, molecular function: transcription cis-regulatory region binding. The coding region runs from base 137 to 2713 and encodes 858 amino acids. Gene Ontology annotation, cellular component: nucleus. The transcript is spliced from 10 exons.